GGGAUGCUGGUGGACCACGUCCCUUUAAAUGAAGACACAUCAGAUUCUCUUUCUUUACAUGGAGACAAACGCACUUUAUGAUGCGGAAAGUUAGCGGCGCAACUAUAUUGRACCUGGAACCUGGUCAUUUUAAACAGCUUUUUGGUUAAUUUAAGAACGACAUGGUCGCUUAAGGAAUUGUUUACUCAACCAUUUGAAUAUCAAUCCGUCACUUGUCUCGACKCUUUUUAGCUUUUUUAUUUCGAUAUCUGAAUAAAAUACAUUAUUCCCAGACUUUUCUGUAUCUAUGGAAACCCAUAUGAGUCGUCGGAUGGGGGUUAYCUUUUCUUCAGUUUGCUAUUGAAUACUUCGAUAAUUUUUUCCUCUAAGAUCUGCGCAAAUCCAGGAAGUAUCAGGUACUAGUAGACUGUUGGUGUAGUGAGCCAGUCCCUGGGUCUGGAUCAAGGCUUGAUGCGCCCUUCUGGACGUUACGUUCCUCCAACACAGGCUACUGGACUCAAGCGRAAAACUCACCAAGUCGCAGCAGUGGGAUUUCCUCUUCAACUCAACAAAACAGCCUUCCAAGGAACGAGAGUUUCAUCAAAGCGCUUGACGAGAAAGAUCCCAAGUCCGUGUCCUUCAAAAUGCCCGAUCCAGACGAAAUUGAGUUGGUGGAAAAGGGAAAUAAACGAAUAAWAAAUGGGACAUCGWAUGGGAAAACUAGGAAAGAUACAGAUCUGGUUAGUUCUAAGGAUUGUGCCAUAGAUUUUGUCCUUGUUUACGAAGAACAAACCGACCUGGAUGAAGACGAGCAGGCGAAGGAAAAAGAGCACGAAGAAAAGCGAUUGUUCUUUGAAAGUUCGCUGCAAAAGAAAGGGUUACUUCUACAACACGUUAACUCGGAUUUAAAUGAGAAAUACAACAAAGUUUUCGUUCUUAUUCAUGCACCUUGGUCCGUCUUAGAGAAGUGCGCUGAGGAAAUGAUGAUUCGUGUCCCAGUUAAAGAGCCCAGCCWUCCCUUGCAACCUGUYGGUUGGAAUAGAAUCUAUCAUAAACUCCACGACAUGAUGACYAUGUUCCAUCAUCGAACAUGGGGCGACCACAAAGAGCAGCGAAAUGUUAACGCGUUCUUCAACAAAGAUAAACAAAAUUUAUUUCUAAAUUGUGAAGAUAAAGUGAACUUUUUUACUGACAUCGACCGAAGUAGRAUGGUGUCACGSAUUCUUGACGGCGCGCACUUUUCCAACGAAGUUGAAGAUUUCGGCAUCAACAGACUUCUUUACGAAAACACCUACAUGGCUGCUUAUCCMCUGCACCAAGGCASCUACGAACCAYCAGAGUCGAUACAUCCGUCAAAAUUAAGUAGACGKCAAGGYUUAAAGUAUUCGUGGGCCUCAUUUGGUCAGUGGUACAAAUUCCAACCCCUCCAUGCAAUCAAAGAUUACUUUGGAGUCCGUGUCUCGAUGUAUUUUGCCUGGMUKGGUGUSUAUAACUACAUGCUCGUAGCGGCGUCUUUUGUCGGGUUGUUAUGUUUUUUCGCAGGGCUGUUUUCCAUGGAUGACUUUAUUCCCGCCAAGGAAAUCUGCAACAAAAAUAACUCGAAGUUGUUCUACAUGUGUCCGCUGUGYGAUGUAGACUGCAGUUACUGGAGUCUGACCGUUAGUUGUAAGUACGCUCGGYUAACSCACUURUUUGACCACGAGGGGACGGUAUUCUUUGCCGCCUUUAUGGCUUUAUGGGCAGCGGUUUUUCUCGAGUUUUGGAAGCGCAAGCAGAUAAGUCUUGCAUACGAAUGGGACAUGAUGCAUUUCGAGGAAGAAUUUGARCCKAUGCGACCAAGUUUUGUUGCAGCGGCYGCAGGAAGAGAGAAACGCCCAAAUCCGAUCAAUGGAGAGCUCGAGCCAUAUAUCCCAUAUUCAACGCAACUGCUGCGACAAACGUGUUCAAUGGCUUUAGUGGCGUUCAUGGURUCUCUUGUCAUUGCYGCCGUMGCUGGCGUCGUUCUGUACAGAGCUGCCGUCUCGGCCGCGUUGUACGCCUACCCUAACGAAGACGUCCGGAGAGGAGCACGCAUCAUCACCUCCAUCACCGCGUCUAGUUUGAACUUACUGGCUAUUACAMUCCUCAGCUAUGUUUAUGAUAAAAUCGCAUUGUAUCUGACCAACUGGGARAACCCAAGAACCAACACCGAAUUCACCAACUCGCUGACGCUCAAGAUGUUUUUGUUCCAAUCUGUCAACAUGUAUUCAUCUCUGUUCUACAUCGCGUUCUUCAAGAGUUCCAUGAUUGUUGGGAUUCCAGGGAGCUAUAAUAGGAUCGGUGAGGGRAGAAUGGAGGGCUGUGACCCGUCGGGAUGUUUGAUUGAGCUGUGUAUCCAAUUGGCUAUUAUUUUGAUUGGCAAGCAGCUUAUUCAGCUUGUCAUCAAAUUUGUUAUCCCCUGCCUGACAAGAUGGUGGAACAGAAAACAACAAAAAGACUUGCUCGAAGAUGGMGAACUCGACCAGUGGGAGAAGGACUAUCUUCUAAACGCCGAGCCUGAGUUCAGAAUGUUUUACGAAUACCAUGACGUAGUUAUACAGUAUGGCUUUGUGACGAUGUUUGUCGCCGCCUUCCCGCUCGCACCAUUCUUCGCUCUUUGCAAYAACAUCCUGGAACUUCGUAUAGACGCCAUUAACUUUGUGGUGAACUUYCGCAGACCGGUUGCAGAGAGGGCUCGUGAUAUUGGUUCUUGGUUGGGCAUUUUACAAAUUAUGAGUCAAAUAGCAGUUAUUGUGAAUUCAUUUGUCAUUGCGUUUACWUCAGAGUUCAUCCCAAGACUGGUGUACCAACACGUCUACAGCCCCGACGGAACACUAAAAGGAUAUGUCAACGAUAGUCUUUCGUACUUUAACGUAUCAGACUUCGAACCUCAGUCAAUUCCUAAACAUGUGCGCGCUAAUUUGGACUACAACUUUACACAUUGCAGAUAUAAAGAGUACUUCGAGUCGCAAUACCCAUACCGUUAUGAUCGUCAAUUUUUCUAUGUCCUUGCUGUAAGAUUGGCUUUCGUCCUCAUAUUCCAGUACCUGGUGUUCUUCAUUGCAAAGUUCUUGGACUACGCUAUUCCAGAUACACCUUACCACUUGGAAGUCAACAUCAAGCGAGAGAACUACAUUUCUAAGAAAUGCCUUUCAAAAGGAGGCGUGACCGUCACGCGUGACUAUGAUGGAGAGUCCCAAGCCUCAACGUACUUGUCAUGCGAAGAGAAUCUUCAGAUGAGACAUCGCGGUCACCAACUGGCUGCUGAAAAUGAAAUUURAUUGGCGAAUAUACCUUUUGACUUUAACAAGGUGGCGUGACUGUCACGCGUGACUGUAAUGGARAGUCACAAAACUAUACAUCCGUGUCACGUUAGAAAAUCUUCAGAAGAGACAUCGUCACCAAUUGGCUGCUGAAAAUGAAGUUAGAUCAAUAACCCAUUAGUGUGCUUAAAAACGUUGCGUGACAAUAACGUGUGACUUUAGAUGAGGCUCCCCUUACAUAAUAAAUGUCCCAUUUUCUCGGCUCAAACUUCAAAUCACAAUGCCCAUUUUACUGCCUCUUCAGGAGCUCAUCUGUAGACAGUGUUCAAUCGUUUAUUUUCGUUUUAAUACUGCGGUAAUAAAGGUUUGUUUUUCAUA
Molecule: messenger RNA, 3638 nt
Organism: Exaiptasia diaphana
Lineage: Eukaryota; Metazoa; Cnidaria; Anthozoa; Actiniaria; Aiptasiidae
Product: anoctamin-4-like
Exons: 7
Coding region: 624-3317 (897 amino acids)
Biological process (GO): chloride transmembrane transport
Cellular component (GO): plasma membrane
Molecular function (GO): chloride channel activity; protein dimerization activity
Source: RefSeq, a predicted model, not a curated record